Molecule: messenger RNA, 609 nt
Organism: Striga asiatica
Lineage: Eukaryota; Viridiplantae; Streptophyta; Magnoliopsida; Lamiales; Orobanchaceae
Source: the annotation of a GenBank genome assembly
AUGGGCUUCAGUUUAGAAGACGAUUUUGUAGCUGAAGAUGCACCAACUGUUGCUAAGAAAUCUUUCCUUCAUGGCGAAGACAAAAAUCACCAGAUCUACUCGAAAAAAACCAAUUCGUCGAUCCUCUGCAACAAGGCCACUAUUGAAAAUUCCUGUCAGGUAAUUUCGGCUUCCUUUCGGCUCGUGAGUGGCGGGGUCAUCGGACGGUCAACUUCAGCCAAGGGCGGUGGGAGCUCGCGCGAUUUGUCGGGAACUAGCGGCGGAGGUCGAACAUUGACGGAGGUUGCACAAGGCGGCGUGACGAGACGAAGGGUGUCCUCGCUUUCGACCGGCAGUGUUCGCUUGACUCGGAGACGAGCAACUACGGCCGUGGGCUCGUCUCGGGAAGGCGGAGUCACAAUAGCCGACGACAAUCCUACUUAUCGCCGUCGUCGUGUUCCAGUACUUGAACGACGUGAAGUUCGGGUUCCUCACCAAGACGUUGGUGCAGAGUGUUAUGUUGGACACUGGCCGCGGGUUGGUGGUGCCGGUGAGAUCCCGGAUCACCGAAGCUCGGAUCCUGAACACCGUGAUGGCAAGGGUGGCGAUGGAUGCGACCAUGAUGACUAG